CCUCCUUUUACGCGUCGUUCUCGACGGGCGAUAUUGACGGUCCUUCGUUUCGCUUUCGCACCACCAGCGGCUUCCGUCUUAAUCGUCACUGCUCGUAACCUAAAACGCAACUCGAAGAUCUCACAGUCGUGGAAACCUUGUCGAUCGACGUAGGCACUGAGAUGGCUGAAGCAAAGCCUGCAAUGAGGAAACCGGUGUUCACCAAGGUAGAUCAGUUGCGUCCUGGGACUAGUGGCCACACUCUUACCGUGAAGGUUGUGAGUUCGAAGAUGGUAAUGCAGAAGGGCCGUCCCGAUGGGCCCCAAGUUCGUCAAACGAGGAUCGCUGAAUGCAUGAUCGGGGAUGAGACAGGCAUUAUUGUAUUUACAGCUAGAAAUGAGCAAGUUGACUUGAUGAAGCCCAAUACGAUUGUAAUCCUGCGGAAUGCCAAAAUCGACAUGUUUAAGGGAUCCAUGAGGCUUGCUGUGGACAAGUGGGGACGUAUUGAGGUGACCGAAACUGAACCGGCAGAUUUUGCUGUCAAAGAAGAUAACAAUCUAUCGCUUGUCGAGUAUGAGUUGGUUAAUGUUGCUGAAGAGUGAUGCUAGGGAGCUUGUUUAUGUCCCGAUGGGAGUAGACAGAUUGAGAAAGGAAUUCUAUUAGCGGUUCGUGAGUUGGUGAAAAAGUGAAGUGGUAUGAGGAUAUCCUAGUCAAUUAUGAGUAUCGGUUACUGAAAGAAAUCAGAGAUCAGCUGAUGCAGAUAUAACAUCAAAAAUCGUUCUUACCCUUGCCUCAGGCUCAUUUAAAUCCUGCUGAGGGAGCUGUCUAGAUCAGUUUGGUGUGGCAUACUAGUGGCAAUAACUGCAGAUGGAAGUUUAGCGACUAAUCUGGAUACAUCUCAUGAGAGGGCAAUGAUGUAUUCAUUGUAAUAGGAUGGUCGAUAUGGACAACCUACUUCAUGCAACUUUAUUUGUGUUUUAUGACAAUCUUCCCGUUGAGUUUGUGUUUGUUAAUCACACUGUCUACUUUAAUUGUGUUUUGUUGAGCUGCUC
Eucalyptus grandis is the source of this 1031-nucleotide messenger RNA. RefSeq lists its product as uncharacterized. NCBI's taxonomy places the organism in Eukaryota, Viridiplantae, Streptophyta, Magnoliopsida, Myrtales, Myrtaceae. The coding region runs from base 162 to 581 and encodes 139 amino acids. The transcript is spliced from 3 exons. The record is from RefSeq and is a predicted model, not a curated record.